AUGGAUGCAUUGCAGGACUGGGCCCUGGCGUACCCGGCCCCAGCCCGGCUGGUCUGGGUGAUUGUGCUUGUGUUGGCCACUGUGUUGGUCUGGAGCUUGUUCUUCUGCUGCUGGGGAAGCCAAAGCUCCACCUCUUCUUUGGAAAGAUACCUCUCAGCUUUGGAGAAACACUCUAAGGCAAAACACCAGAGUCAGCGGAAGAAGAAGCCAAAGGACAAGUGUGUAUCUGCAGCUCUGCUAAAUGAGGGGAUCGUCGGGGUGAUCAAACUGGCAACCCCUCUGUCCCAAGAGAAGCAGAGGAAGAAGGAGAAGGAAAGACAGGGGAAGAAGACAGAGGAAGAAGAUGUAAAGAAGGAAGAGGGAAAGGAUGAGAAGAAUGAGGAAGGGAAAAAAGAGAAGUCUUCUACAACGGUGAGAAAGAGGAGGAAUAAGAGUCACCUGAAAGUCACCAUUGCACCUGGUACCAUGACUGCAGCAUCUGCUGAGCAGGUGAGAUCAGAGGGUCUAAAGGUGGAGUAA
Messenger RNA from Myxocyprinus asiaticus (Chinese sucker), 519 nucleotides. Its product is annotated as SAFB-like transcription modulator. Bases 1 to 519 code for a protein of 172 amino acids. The transcript is spliced from 3 exons. The record is from RefSeq and is a predicted model, not a curated record. Lineage: Eukaryota; Metazoa; Chordata; Actinopteri; Cypriniformes; Catostomidae.